GAAUAUUUCGAGUAUUAAUCAAAAACGUAUAAUAGAUCGACUCUUUUAACUUUUUCAACUGAUAAAUAUUUUGUAAAAGGAUAAUGAUAACGAUUUUUAGUUUUUUUGCCUUAUUAACACUUUCAGUGGCAGUUCCUCAAUACCCUCCAUCAGGAUGGAGGCCCAGAGGAACUCCAUUUGUAUUGCCACGUGAAUAUCUACCAUCAGCGCCAUUGAAAGCGGCAGCACAACAUGAAAUUAAUCGAGAACGUUUAGAAUAUAUUGGACAAUAUCAAGUAAGAGAGCCAAUAUUUGGACAUAGAGCAAAUAUAGAGCAACCCGAGCCUCAAUUGCAGAAUGAAUUUCAAUUUCAAUCGCAGCAGCCCCAACCACAACUACAACAGUCACAGCAACCACAACAACCGCAAUAUCAACCGCCACCCAAGCCACAUGCUACAUAUUUAACUCCAUCACCUGAUAUUCCAACUACAACAGAACAAUAUGUUGAUGAUUUUUCAACGACAACAGAAUACUUUACAACAACAACGGCUACCCCAAACGAGGAAAAUUUCUUAAAAGUUCAAGGAUUACCAUCACUUAAUAAACCUGCUCAAUUUAGAAAUCUAAAUAAAGUUAUGCCUUUGAGUACAAACACAUUUUCUCAACAACAAAACUCAAAUACAAAAAGUGGUCAAUUUAGGCAGCAAGAAUUUCAACCCGAAAGAUCUGUUACACAACAGUCUCGCCAACAACAAGGCCUCAAAGAACAGGUUGCCCUUGUAAGUACUGAAACCGGCAAAUCUGGAAAACAAGCUGUAGAUCCUGUUUCAAAUACUUAUGGUGCUCCAGAAUCAGAAAUUCCUGCAAAUACUUACGGAGUCCCUCAAAUAGCUAAACAACCAGAUAAUGAAGUUUCAAAUUCAAAAUUGCCAACAAAUGAAAAUAAUAGCGGCAGUAAUGAAAGUACUGAAGAUUCUAAUGAACAACAAACUACAGAUAAUUUACAAGGCAAUGUUGCAAUCUCUAAUUCAAUCAACAGAAAUGGUCAGUAUUACAUAUUAAGUCCGGACAAUAUGUUGCAAAGGGUUCUUUUUAUGACUACACCAAAUAAAGGUGACACAGGCUUUACAGCUCAAUUAAGAUAUAUGCCAGUUGAACCGAUUCGAGAUCCAAUUUAUGCUUAUAAUGAAAAUGGACAAUUAAUUAGGAUAUUCAGAAAAUAAUUUCAUACCCACCAAAGAAUAUAAAUUUACACAAUUGUUAUUAUUUUAACGUUAUUAUUUAUUAUGAUUUUUUUUUAAAUUACUAAAAAUUUUUGAGACAAAAUUUUCUAAUAAGAAUGUGGAGUAUGCUUGUAUAACGAUUAUUUAAUUGUAUUAUUCUUAAGUUUUGUAUUAUUUAAUUUUGGCAAACUUACGUAAUAUGUCAUAGUGCAUAAAUGCAUAGAGCAUAAAUGAGUCCAAUGGCCAUUAGGUCGUUGGAUGGUAUGAUAUAUUAAUAUAUUAUUCAUUAGUCAAAUCUAAAUAUCUCUUCAAUCUUAU
Molecule: messenger RNA, 1520 nt
Organism: Condylostylus longicornis
Lineage: Eukaryota; Metazoa; Arthropoda; Insecta; Diptera; Dolichopodidae
Exons: 2
Coding region: 84-1202 (372 amino acids)
Source: RefSeq, a predicted model, not a curated record